AUAAAUGAAUAAAUCAAUUACUUCUCCCUCAACUAACUUCCACUUUCACUUCCGAUUCCUUCCUUCUUCAACCCCUCCAUUAAACAACACCAUAUUGACUCAUUCUUAUUCCUUUCUUUUUUCCUUCUCAUCUAUACCAACACCCAUGUCUUCUUCUUCUCCUUCUUCUUUCUUCUGACCAAUUUCUCUCUCUAUUCUUCUUCUGGAACGCCAUAUCGAUGUCUUCUCUCCUUCUUUUCUUCUCUCUUUUCUCCCUUUUCCCUAAAUUAUCUCUCUCGCAACCCCCUCUAAGUUUUUACAUUAAUUGUGGUGCUUCGUCUCCUGUUGACUUCAACGGUCAUCAAUGGAUACCAGAUUCAAAUUUCAUAUCUGUUGGAGUAAACAAAACGGUUUCUGGUUCACGGGUUUUGCCAAUCCUAUCAAGUGUUCGGUCAUUUGUUCAAGAGAGAAAUACCCACAAAAAAUUUUGCUACCAAAUUGGACCUGUAAUUCGUUCCGCAAGAUAUAUGGUUAGAACUACUUAUUUUUAUGGCGGUGUUAAUGGGAAUAAAAAUCCACCCGUAUUUGAUCAAAUUGUGGAUGGAACUUUGUGGGGUUUGGUUAAUACAACGGAAGAUUACGCCCAUGAUAUGUCUACUUAUUAUGAGGGUGUUUUUCGUGCUGUUGGGAAAACUGUGAGUAUUUGUCUUGGUGUAAAUCAGCUUACUGAUUCUGACCCUUUUAUUUCCGCUAUUGAGAUGGUUAUGCUUCAGAAUUCGGUUUAUAACACCACUGAUUUUAGCAAAUUUGGAUUGAGCUUGAUUUCUAGGAACAAUUUUGGAUAUACUGGACCAAUUAUAAGUUUACCAGAUGAUCAAUUUGAUCGCUUGUGGCAACCAUUUGGACCUCGUCAAGCUGCUAUGCAAGUUCCAAAUGUGUCUGUUUCUGGAUUCUGGAAUCGUCCACCAGCUAAGAUCUUUGAGACACGCCUAACUGUCAAUGCAGGGCCAAUGGUGCUGCAAUGGCCAGAUGGACCUCUUCCGAGCUCCACAUACUACAUUGCUUUAUAUUUUGCUGAUGACCGUGUUCAAUCAUCUGGGCGAGCAUUUAGCAUUAGCAUCAAUAAUGUGCCGUAUAUUAGAAACCUGAAUGUGACAUCAUCUGGUGUAGCUGUAUUUGCAACCCAAUGGCCACUAGCUGGUCUAACAAGUAUAAAGUUCACCCCAGUUGAUGGAUCAGAUGCUAGUCCUCUCAUCAAUGGUGGGGAGAUUUUUAAUGUCUUACCAAUCGGAAGAAGAACACAUGUUCGUGAUGUGAUUGUUUUAGAAAGAAUCAAAAGCAGUCUCUUGUAUCUUCCAGAGGAUUGGAGUGGUGACCCUUGUUUCCCAACUGGUUACUCUUGGACUGGGAUUACAUGCUCCAAUGGUACUCGGGUUCGCAUAACCUCUAUAAACCUGAUGAAUAUGGGUGUUUCAGGAUCCUUGUCUCCUGACGUUGCAAAUUUGACGGCAUUGACUACAUUAGUGCUUGCAAACAACAGCUUGUCAGGACCUAUACCCUCAAGUCUUGGUAAAUUGAAGCAUCUGGAAGUACUGGGCUUGGAAAAUAAUCGCUUUAUCGGAACCAUUCCUUCAUCACUUGGAGGGAUUGGAAGUUUGCGUGAACUGCAUCUGGAGAACAAUAAUCUAAAUGGAACAGUUCCGAAAAGCCUUCUUCAAAAACCCGGGCUGCACUUUACGUUUACACCCGGCAAUCGCCUUUCACUUUCGUCUGGACAAAAAACAUGAUCCAUGGCCGUCCUCCAUCAACGACUAUACGGUGUACGUAUUUGUGUAAUCAGUGAUUUGAUUAAUAUUUUUUGAUAACUUCAAAUACAGCUGGAAGCUGCAUGGAUACCCUUGUGUUCUAGCUCCAGAGCUAGUUGUCUGAAUUAGAGUAAAGGCUUCUGUGUUUGAAGUACUUGGUAUAAUUAAACAAGCUCCUCUAUGCAGCCUGAGGGUCAGGCUGUCAUUUUGUUGUACAAAUUUUUUUCUGAUAUAGGGGUGCUUCUGAGUUCUGACUUUGUUUAGCUGUAUAUGGUCCCCUUUACCUUCUCCCAAUAGUGAAAAUGCUAAAGUAAAGCAAAUUCUGGUUUUGUUUGUAUACUACUAUACUAUUUAUCUGUUACAUUAAUCACUGUUUUUCUAUAAAUUAUAUUAAUGAAUUGUAAAUGCAACUCCUGUUUGCUACAAA
Molecule: messenger RNA, 2211 nt
Organism: Amaranthus tricolor (Joseph's coat)
Lineage: Eukaryota; Viridiplantae; Streptophyta; Magnoliopsida; Caryophyllales; Amaranthaceae
Product: putative leucine-rich repeat receptor-like serine/threonine-protein kinase At2g14440
Exons: 9
Coding region: 219-1766 (515 amino acids)
Molecular function (GO): protein binding
Source: RefSeq, a predicted model, not a curated record